Molecule: messenger RNA, 291 nt
Organism: Aspergillus tanneri
Lineage: Eukaryota; Fungi; Ascomycota; Eurotiomycetes; Eurotiales; Aspergillaceae
Exons: 2
Coding region: 1-291 (96 amino acids)
Source: RefSeq, a predicted model, not a curated record
AUGUUCGAAACCCUUCUCUCCCAGAUCGAACAGAAACCAAAGCCGACGAUAGCCAGCGAUCACUGCCCGAACGGGGACAGCCCAGAAACGCCGAGGCUGUUGUCCAUGGCGCCAAGUACGCCCCCCAACCCUAAUAAUCUCGUGCCUCUACGCCGAGUGACCAGUCUGAGACUCAUUCCCUGGGUUCGCGUGGCGCAACGGCUUGUUAUCUUCCAAUCCCCGGCCGCGCUUGUGUUUUCCGGAUCAUGGAUUGAACCCGUCGGCGUCCGCACCAAGAAUCUCUCACUGUAA